UAGGAUGGGAGGCAUUACAGUUUCCUUCCUAGCGAGUUCUGGAGCAAUACCAGCAGCGUUACCAGUACCUUCUUGGACUUGAAUCUUCGUUACAGGACACGCAACAAUGAACAAGUGUCUUCAGGUCGUGUUCUUCUGCUUGGUGGCAGUGAGUGUUGCGUACGCUCGUCCCGGUCUCCUGGGCUACCCAUAUGGUCCAAUCUUACCCCAGCCUGUCGCCGACACCCCGGAAGUCGCUGCCGCCAAAGCUUCCCACUUCGCCGCCUACAACGCUGCAGCUGCCGCCGCUGCUGCCGCCCCCGACCUCGAAGCCUUAGGGAUUCCCGUCCCCCUAUAUCCUGGAUAUGCAGCUUAUGGCGCCCCCGGUGCCUACAUCGGUCCUCUUGCUGGCGUUCCUACUAUCAUCAACGGAGUCCCUGCUGAUACACCCGAAGUUGCACUUGCUAAAGCUGCUCAUUUCGCUGCCCACGCACAAGCAAACGCAGCGAUCUACGGAACGCAUGAGACAAUACAGUUCACAGCGAGUACUGGACCAAUACCAGCAGCGCUACUUGGAUUCAAACCUUCAAUCAUAAACACAAAAAUGAACAAGAAUUUUCAGAUCGCUUUCUUCUGUCUCGUCGCUGCCGGCAUGACCUGCGCACAGUACGGUUACCCAGGUUACCCGUACCCUGGAGCACCACCACAACACGGGGCGCCCCAGCCUGUCGCCGACACCCCCGAAGUUUCCGCCGCAAGGGCUGCCCACUUCGCCGCCUACAACGCUGCUGCUUCCGCUGCUGCUGCCGCCCCCGAGUACGGCCAUGGUGCCCCUGCAUAUGGCGGUCCCUACCCUGGGGCUGCGCCUAACUACGGGGCUCCCUAUGGUUCCGCCCCCGCUGGCUACGGGGCUCCCUAUGGUGCCGCCCCUGCUCUUGUUAAUGGAGUUCCCGCUGACACACCCGAAGUUGCCGCCGCCAAGGCUGCCCAUUUAGCCGCCCACGCCCAGGCUGGCAACCAUUACGGUUAAA
Messenger RNA from Zootermopsis nevadensis, 1010 nucleotides. Its product is annotated as cuticle protein 2. NCBI's taxonomy places the organism in Eukaryota, Metazoa, Arthropoda, Insecta, Blattodea, Termopsidae. The record is from RefSeq and is a predicted model, not a curated record.